Molecule: messenger RNA, 1146 nt
Organism: Cyphellophora europaea CBS 101466
Lineage: Eukaryota; Fungi; Ascomycota; Eurotiomycetes; Chaetothyriales; Cyphellophoraceae
Exons: 2
Coding region: 1-1146 (381 amino acids)
Biological process (GO): peptidyl-lysine dimethylation
Molecular function (GO): protein-lysine N-methyltransferase activity
Source: RefSeq, a predicted model, not a curated record
AUGUCCCUUCUGACACGCAUCUCGGUGCCUGCUCCUCCCGCCCCAGAAGCCGAAGACAUUUUUUCAUCUGCGCUGACCACAAUUUUCACCGAUGAUGCCAUCAAUUCCUGGGGCUCCCCGGGCGCGCAUAUCACUUACCGCUCCCCUCGCUUCGGCCCUCUGACUCUACAGAUACCUGUGCAUCCGGACGAAGAACAGGGCCGGACAUUAUUCGCGCACUAUCUCUGGAACGCUGGAGUCGUUGCUGCAGAUGCCAUCGAAGAGGCAAGCGCGGGCGGCCAAGGGGAGCCCACGAGCAUCGACCAACAUGACGAUGAUCCAGAGCGGAUAGUCUGGGACAAAAGGUACUGGAGCGUUCGCGGCAAAAGAACACUCGAGAUCGGCGCCGCAACGGCACUACCAUCCCUCAUUGCAGCCCUGGUGGAUGCCCUUUCUGUUACAAUCACGGAUCAUCCAUCCUCCCCAGCCCUGACCAACGAUGCCAUCGUGCACAACGUUCGUGAGAACCUCUACCUCCACCCUGCAUUCGAGAGCAUCCCGCCCCACAACCCGCAGCCUCGCACAGCAGCCUGUGAGUCCAUCCUAGUAUACGGCUACACGUGGGGAACUUCCACAUUCUAUCAGCCCGCCGAAUACGGGAAGCCUGCAAGUCCGCCUCUCGCCUCGGAUUUGCCACCAGCUACCUCCGUGACCGAAAAGGGCUAUCCGCGCCCAGACAAAAUCAUCGUGGCCGACUGCCUAUGGAUGCCCAGCCAGCACGUAAACAUCUUGCGCACCAUCCUCCAUUUUCUGCCUCAAGGCAUCUCAAAAGACACAGACGAAAUGAACUCCGUCCCUUGUGCGCUGGUGGUAGCGGGCUUCCACACGGGCAGAGCCAUAGUGCGAAACUUCUUCGACCUCGCCGUAGGCCACAGCAUGUCAUCACCCCACAGCGACGACAUCGACGAGCAGCGACCACAACCACAGCCUUACAGCCACCUCACCGCCGAGGAGCGUGCCUGCGUCGGUAAGCUCCGGCUCGCGAGGAUCUUCGAGAUGGACAUGGACAAGCGGCGGCGCGACUGGGUCUGGGCAAGCGAGCGAAAGGGCGAGGGCAAGUGGGAGGCGAAGCGGUGGUGUGUGGUCGGCGUGCUUGUCAGGCGGUGA